CAAACUUCCGCUUCCGCUGCUUAGCCGUGAUUCCAUGCUAACCGGCUAACCGCUUCGGUCUUUCCACAAUGGCGGAGUAUUCCAGCGUUAAAUCGACCAAGCUGGUUCUGAAGGGGCAAAAUAAAGGGAAAAAGAAGAAGGACAAAAAUAAGAAGAGAAAGGCAGCAGACGAUGAAUCCAAACAAGAUGUUGUCGGCGGCUGGUGGGCCAUCCGCCAUUUUGGCGACAUCAUGGGCAUGGUCGCCAUCGAGAUGCACAACAACUCAUACAUCCACGCCUUGGACACGGGACUUUUCACGGUUGGCGCGCCGCACCCAGAGGACGAAGGACCAGAUCCCCCUGAACAGUUUACUGCGGUCAAGCUCUCCGACAGCAGGAUAGCCUUGAAGUCAGGCUAUGGUAAGUACGUGGGCCUCAACGCAGACAACCUGGUGGUGGGCCGCUCUGACGCCAUUGGCUCUAGAGAACAGUGGGAGCCCAUUUUUCAAGAGGGAAAGAUGGCGCUGAUGGCCGCCAACAGCUGCUUCAUCUCGUACAGCGAGAGCGGCGACAUCGAGGCCAAGAGCAAGACGGCAGGCGAGGGCGAGAUGGUGAAGAUCCGCUCGUGUGCGGAGCGAGAUGUGAAGCCUAAAGACGACAUUGCGGAUGAGGACCGAGGCAACGUCAAGUCCUGCGAGCUCAGUUACGUGAAGAAGUUUCAGAGUUUCCAGGACCGUCGCCUGCGGGUGAACGAGGAGGGGCCGUCCUUGCUGAAGAAAGCCAGACUGGAUGGAAAGUUUCACGAGACUUUGCUCGACAGGAGGAGCAAAAUGAAAGCGGAUCGAUAUUGCAAGUGAAGUGUUUCAUUUUUAUUAUUAUUAUUUUUAUUUUCUUAAAUAAACAUGUUCUGUCCA
Phycodurus eques (leafy seadragon) is the source of this 893-nucleotide messenger RNA. RefSeq names its product FSHD region gene 1 (gene frg1). Gene Ontology annotation, cellular component: nucleolus; striated muscle dense body; catalytic step 2 spliceosome. Gene Ontology annotation, molecular function: actin filament binding. The record is from RefSeq and is a predicted model, not a curated record. Lineage: Eukaryota; Metazoa; Chordata; Actinopteri; Syngnathiformes; Syngnathidae. The transcript is spliced from 9 exons. Bases 69 to 836 code for a protein of 255 amino acids.